GCGGCGCGCCGCCUGCCCGUCCGUCCCGGCUGCUCUCUCCGCCUCCCUGAGCUCCCUCCCUCAGUCCCUCUAUAUAACCAGCGGGCCGCUUCAGAGCUCGCUCUGACUUGUCCACCAUAUCCUCUUCGCUCCGCCCUGGGCGCUCGUUGCUUCGUCUUCGUCCCGCGAAAGUUGUAUCUAUCCACAAAGAAGAGAUCACCCACGCCCUGCUUUCGUGUCAGACAACAACUCUCUCUGCUUCGUUCAUUCGGCCGAUCGAUCAUGGGGUUCCCGCUGGUGUGCUACUGCCUCCCGAUCCCGAAGCCGAUCAUCGUCUUCUGCAGGGUGCUCAGCACCAUCAGGGACGCCGUCCUGCUGAUGCUCGCCGUCGUGGGACUCUGCCGCUUCCCGCACGUCGACGCCGCCGCGCGCGGGCGCGGCACGGCGGACGCCGCACACCACCAGCCCGAGGAGGUGAAGAGCCGGCUCCCCGCCGUGGAGUACGCCCAGCUCCUGGCCGAGCAGCAGCAGCCGGCGUUGUCGUCGUCCGCCGGCGCCCACACGGCGUGCCAGCAGUGCCGCGACCACGAAGGCGGCGGCGAGGACGCGCCGGCGUGCAUCGUGUGCCUGGAGACGCUGGAGGCGACGGACGAGGUGCGGCGGCUGGGCAACUGCGCGCACGCCUUCCACCGGGCCUGCAUCGACCGCUGGAUCGACCUCGGCCGGGCGACGUGCCCGCUGUGCCGCUCCGACCUCCUGCCCCGCCCGCCGGUCCGGGCCAGGCUGGGUCGGCUCGCCAGACGUCUCACGCGCGUUUGGUGAGGACCGUCGUCUCGGAGGCAGUUUUGUCUUUUCCAAGCCCAACGCGGUGGUGCCGGAAUGGCGAGGGCAGGUGAACGACGGCGACCGGGCCGCCGGGUGGUAUAUAACAGCUGCUCUGCCAUCAGCCAACUGCUCAUCAAUGGGGGCUUAAUUCGAGCAGCUGAUUGUCUCCAUCCGGCGCCUGACAGUUGAUAUUUUUGUAAAGAUACUAGCUAAUACGGAUGUUAAAGGAGUAUACGGCAGCUAAUUGCUUGAUAGUGCUGCUAACAGCUAGCCAUAUUCAUUGUACAUAAAGUUCUCUCUCUUUUCGAUCAUAUAAAAAGUCAAAUUAGUUCAUCAA
Messenger RNA from Sorghum bicolor (sorghum), 1141 nucleotides. Its product is annotated as E3 ubiquitin-protein ligase RHA1B. The transcript has a single exon. Bases 262 to 801 code for a protein of 179 amino acids. Lineage: Eukaryota; Viridiplantae; Streptophyta; Magnoliopsida; Poales; Poaceae. The record is from RefSeq and is a predicted model, not a curated record. Gene Ontology annotation, biological process: protein ubiquitination. Gene Ontology annotation, molecular function: ubiquitin protein ligase activity.